This is a messenger RNA of Leptosomus discolor (cuckoo roller), 804 nucleotides long. It is a transcript of the gene YIPF7, whose product is annotated as Yip1 domain family member 7. Gene Ontology annotation, cellular component: trans-Golgi network. Gene Ontology annotation, biological process: endoplasmic reticulum to Golgi vesicle-mediated transport; vesicle fusion with Golgi apparatus. The record is from RefSeq and is a predicted model, not a curated record. NCBI's taxonomy places the organism in Eukaryota, Metazoa, Chordata, Aves, Leptosomiformes, Leptosomidae.
CAGACUGGAGUUUUCAACAAAUAUCUUAAAAAAAUGUCAAAUUUCGAGCAGUUUCACUUUGACUUUUACCACUCCAAUUAUACCAUAGAUGACCAGGAAGAAGGUUACAACAGUUAUGGAUCUAACGAAAACCUCUGUGGAAGUAGAAAGAGCCUGACAGGAGAGCAACCUCCAGCCAGUGCUUUUGCCCCUUCAGAAAUGCUUCUGUCCUCUCAGAGUUACAUGGGUCAGAUUUUGCAGCCAACAUACAGUCCUGACGCUCUCUCUCAUCUUAGUUAUGCUGAUGGAUUUGAUGAGGAACCUCCUUUACUAGAAGAACUUGGGAUCAAUUUUGAGCAUAUAUGGCAAAAAACAUUAACGGUUCUAAAUCCAAUGAAGCCUGCAGAUGGCAGCAUUAUGAAUGAGACAGACCUCACCGGACCUAUGAUUUUCUGUUUGGCCCUUGGAGCAACAUUGCUGCUGGCAGGAAAAGUUCAUUUUGGCUACGUGUAUGGCAUGAGCGCCAUUGGGUGCCUUGCUAUGCAUUUUCUGAACUUGAUGAGUGUCCCAGGAGUCUCACAUGGCUGUGUUGCAAGUGUCUUGGGCUAUUGCCUGCUGCCCAUGGUGAUCCUGUCCUCUUCUGCAGUCAUCUUCUCGCUACAGGGGAUCCUGGGAACUUUGUUAGCUCUGUUUAUUAUCGGGUGGUGCAGUUUGUCAGCCUCCAAAAUUUUUACCUCUGCGUUGGCUAUGGAAGGACAGCAGCUUCUUAUUGCGUAUCCGUGUGCUCUACUUUAUGGACUUUUUGCACUCCUAACAGUUUUCUGA